AACUAAGGACUGAGACGACAGCAGCCGAGGUAGGAGCACCGGGCCCAGCGACCGAGCGAGCGAGAGAGAGCCAAAAAGAUCGGGCGUUGUGGGGCCAUGUCCGAGCCGGACACCGCCGCCGCGUCCCGCUAGCCGUCCGAUGUCGAGAGAGCGAUCGAGCAGCGCGCGGGGGGCGCCGGCCAACAUGCGGCCUUCCCUGACGUCGUCGCCGCCGCCGUCGUCGCCGCUGCCGCUGCUGCUGCUGCUGGCGCUGUGUUGCUGCAGUCUGCUGCCGCUGGCGGACGGCGUUGAGGAGGACUGCGUUGACUUCCAGGGCAACACGGUGCAGCACGGCCUCCUCUACGUGCCCGGACCCAGUGUUUGCUCCCUGUGCGUGUGCUACCACAGCGAACCCAUGUGGUGCAAAGCCAUCUACUGCGACCCCCCAUACGGCUGCAAGAAGUGGCGCGUGUUGGAGCGGUGCUGUGAGUUCCAGUGCCUUGACGAGCCGUCCCCGACCGGCGACGAGCUGCUCGUGUCCCCGCCGGAGCCGACUGCGGCCACCUCGGCCGCCUCCGUUGCCGUCUCCGCCGCCACCGCGCCGCUCCUCCUCCUGUCCUGGCUCUGCUCGCUGCACUGAUGCCACCGCUCAGGUGGCGCGAGCGAUCACCAAGGAGAGCGGAAGGAGCGCCGAGAUGAGAAAAAUCCUGCCUUGCGAGCUGUUGCGUCACAUAAUGGAAUCGGCUGCUUUUCAGGAGCAACUGAUCGAUCGAUUAGGUGAUCGAAUUCAUGUAUAGCUUCGAACACAAACACACUUAGACACAUUUUACACGAACACCGUGGACACGCAGGCUGGGUCCUUUGAUUUAUCCACGAAUGCGAAUAAGUGAAAUUAAACAGGCGCUGCUGCUUCCAAAGAAAGAAAGAAAGAAAACUGCUCUCUCGAAGUAAUUCUGUCGAUAAUAAUGUUACAAAUAUGAAAAUCGUAUAUAUCACGUGCGCAUAUUAAGUGUAAAAGAAGAUUGCAACUCUCGCGGCUUUUACGGAAAAAUCAAUCAAACAAGUGAGAUUAAGUAAGCUCCUUCGGUAGACGCAAACGGACGACUGAGAAUCAUAAGAUUAAUCAAAUUUAUACUUUCGCGUAUUUUUUUCUUUCGCCAUCGUUUGGAUGUGUAAAUGAAAGAAACUUUCGAUCCUCGCUUAACAGACUUUCCGCUUUGGAAAACGUAAACUUAGUGGCUGAAGUGCGCGCACACGGGCACAUUUCGCAAAUCUCCGCUUCCUUUUGCGACAACACGACGGGUCAUCAACAAACUGAAAUAAAAUAAUCGCAUAAUCAUGGUCGGCAACACAGAGCUACAAUAGUCCACUCACGAAUUGCUCAGCAAUGCAGUCGAUUGUUGUGAAAAUGAAAAUCCUAACGCACAUUUAUAGCUGGUAAACUCCUUCAUUUGAAUUGUGGCAGUCGGUGAAAGAGAAAAAAAUGUUGACACAAAAUAAUUUAGUUUGCAGCAGCUAUACACCUUCUAAGGAUCGUAGAGAUUAGGAUUCGACAAAAGUACCCUGAUUGAUUGUUGUGUUAAUACUUGUUGGUUUUUCUUUUUAUUAUAUUACCAAAUAAUAGAAUAGUCAAAAAUUGACUGCAACCAUCAGUCAGCGGAAAUGUCGAUUUCUAAUCUAUACUCUCCUCAGAUGUACUGUUUCAGUUCAACAAAAGUAAAUACGGUAAAUAUAGAGUAAAAAUCAGAGUGUAUAGUCCAGGUUUUAGUUGAAAAGCAGAUUCCCCUGCUAUUUCACUUGGAAUAGAUUUUUUUAUUAAUUGACUUAGCUAAUGUUGAGGGAUAUUUUCUGCCGAAUCGCUGUCGUAAAUUAAAACAAUAUAUUCACUGGGAAAUGUAGUCUAUGUAGUUGAGUAUAUUAAUAUAUAAAAAGUAUGGGUCUUUCAGAUAGAGUAAGAUUGAGAAGAAAAGCAGCGAAAAAAACUUGAAAAAUGACUUUUUACACACACGUUACAAAAAAUCCGUUUGAGUUUCGAGACGAGCGAUUAUUGGUUGACUGUUCGCUGUACGUAGCGUUAGAAGAAACUUUACACACACACAUACUAUAUUAUACUCCUAUUUAUACUUGAAUUUUGCUAUCACGAAUCCAGCUUUAAAGCUCUUUCGGGGGUGAAACGCGAGUUGAAAAAUAAAAAUAUGGGGUCCAGCUGCAGAGAAACAAUAAAAAAAUAACGAUUGUGCUUAAAGUGCUAGAGGACGAGUGUGACGCAAACGCGGAAAAGUAGUGAUCCAGACCGACAUUAAUCCUAUAACUUUUUUACGCGCCGCGGGGCGGGAACGCAGAGCUGGCACUCCUAUCUUGUUAAAAAAAUUGAUUAUAAAUAACCCUUUAAAACACUUCUCUACUAAUCACACUUGUAUAUCUCCAAAGGCUCAUUGAUACAAACACACCAGAAAAUAAAAAGCUUCUCGAGCCACCAAUAGAGGGCACCACUGUAUAUUUCUGUUUCUGGUAGCCAAAAUCAGUCCAGUCAAUCGAUUAAAAAAUCUUCCAUCGCAUUGACUGAUCAAAAGUUGAUUUUCAGAGUGAAAGUAUUGAGUUAUAGGUUGUAGGUUAUAGGUUGUAUUGAUUGUAGGUAGAAAUAAUUUUAUUUUGACGGUGGAGUCAUCUGUCAGCGGCUAUUCAAACUUCUAAGAAACUUACUCUUCUUAAUAGUAUGGUGUGUGAAUCACUUUAUAUCGCAUCGUUUAACCAGUCAAGUGUACAUCGCGUAAUACAUACAUAUUAUUAUACCGCGUGUUUUACACACAAAUUGCAACAUAAUACUAUAAAAUAUGAGAUCAUAUAUAUGCUGUGAUUCUUUAUCAUUAUGUGAUAUAUUUUCUAGUCGCGCAGAGUUUGAUGUCUAUCAACGAAAAAGAAAUUUGAAAGACAAAGUCCUCUUGAUAUGUUCGAUUUAUUCGUAGGUCGCGCUUUUAUUUCCCCGCUUGUUUUGCUGCAAUUUCCAACAAGAUAUAUUUGCUGCAAUUAUCCGUUUCCACGUACAUUAUAAUACGAUAUUUAGCACUUCAAACAUUUCAAGCAAACUUGUACCUUCAUCGGGAUUAAAUUAAUGAUGUUAUAUUGCUGCUUUUGUGCAAUUUUUACACGGAUAUGAAAGGAGAUGAACUCGAGUGUAAUUUGAAUGAAUUCUUACGGAAAGAAAAAUAAAACAUUGCCUUACAAUGCACGUGUUUUAUUUAAUAGAAAAAACACUUGAAAUGCACUAGCAGUAGAUACCUCAGCAACCUUCACUAUUGUGAUGAAGUUUAGUGGCUAAGUACGAAACGUCCCUUGAGAAUCCUAUUCAUAAUAAUCUUCCGGCCGGCCAGGGUUGACAUGCGCUUCUUCCAGCCGUGUCUUCGCACCCUCUUGAUUUCACUGGGACGCGGAAAAUGACACCGGAUGUUGGCCAGCACGCUCGUUGUCGAAAUGUUCGCGCUGGGCACGCCGCUCAACAAGGGUCGAAAGUGUCCGAAAACGCUCGGCGCCGCCCACGACGCACGGC
Cloeon dipterum is the source of this 3526-nucleotide messenger RNA. RefSeq names its product integral membrane protein DGCR2/IDD-like. NCBI's taxonomy places the organism in Eukaryota, Metazoa, Arthropoda, Insecta, Ephemeroptera, Baetidae. The coding region runs from base 140 to 619 and encodes 159 amino acids. The record is from RefSeq and is a predicted model, not a curated record. The transcript is spliced from 4 exons. Gene Ontology annotation, cellular component: membrane.